Messenger RNA from Armigeres subalbatus, 2700 nucleotides. RefSeq names its product acyl-CoA-binding domain-containing protein 5. Gene Ontology annotation, molecular function: fatty-acyl-CoA binding. Gene Ontology annotation, cellular component: cytoplasm. The transcript is spliced from 5 exons. Bases 1037 to 2044 code for a protein of 335 amino acids. NCBI's taxonomy places the organism in Eukaryota, Metazoa, Arthropoda, Insecta, Diptera, Culicidae. The record is from RefSeq and is a predicted model, not a curated record. Gene Ontology annotation, biological process: fatty acid metabolic process.
AGUCGUCAUCCGCAUAAAAAGUGUCGUUUGUUCUUUUAAAAAUAAUAAAAAAUAAAAAAUUUAGACUUGCUGCUCGAGAAUAUCUGCAAUUUGACCUGUUCUUGUGCUGUUAUUUUUUCACGAAGACCUGUUUUGUUUUUCUUGUGAUAACUCCCUACGGUUUAAAGCUUUUUGUGCUUCUAACUUUGGGAGGGGAAGAGAGUGGCCAUAAAAUAAUUAUCGAUGCAAAAUAGCUGAGGCAUCAGUCGAGUUUUUUUUCUUUUGCUGAAGAGUGUGGUAUUCUAGUGGCUGGUUAGCAAUCGAAGAGCAGAAUAUUACGCUGCAGAAAAUUGUGUUUGCCUUGGUUUUGUGCUUCGCUUUGAGUGUGCAAAAUUCCGUAGGAUAUUGCCGGGCAGUUUACUUUUCGUCAUUCGCAAGUAAUCAACGUCGGUGCGUGUCAUUCCGCGAGUGUGAAGUUUCUGGAAUCAGAGAAAAAGCUCUCUGUUGCAAAAUAUAGGUAAAGCAAUAAAUCAGCGGGAUUUGUUUACUUUUGCAAUUAACUGGAGAAGAUCCAUAGUGGAAUAAGUGAUAAAGCUUUUGUGUCUGCUCCUAAAGUCAUCACCGCUGAAAGAAAAGUUAAUCGACACGCAGGUCAUCGCUGUGGCAAUCGUCGUCGACAGUUUUUAAUAUGCACAUAUAAUUACACGCUUCCAUCGGAUUCAGCGCGCGGAACGUCACAGACACAAACUUUCAGCGCCCGUAGGGAUGGGACGUGGAUGCCAGUGAGCUCUGUUAGAAGAGGCAAUAAUUGGCUCAUUUUUGUAGCUGGCCGAUCAAACAGCCAAGACGAAUCACGGAGAGUUCCUUCGGCUCUAAGUUUGGGUCAAACUGAGCUGCUAGACGCAGUGGCCGUGAAGUUUGGAAACUCACUUUUCGGCAUCUUACUGAAAAUCAGCUUUUUGACGGCGAAGCGUGAAAUCAGCUGCUGUGCGCAGGUGGAGCUGGUGGCCAAAUAGAAGGUGAUAGCAAAUAGCAUUUCGCGCAAACGAACCAUAACAUGUCGAUCGAGGAUCGCUUCAAUGCUGCGGUGAACGUUAUUCGGGGAUUACCGAAAAAUGGACCAUAUCAACCGAGCAAUGAUAUGCUGUUGACUUUCUACUCGCUUUUCAAACAAGCGACCAACGGAAAGUGCGGUGAGCGGAAACCGGCAUUCUGGGAUGUUGUCAAGAAAGCCAAAUGGGACGCGUGGAAUCGGUUGGGCGAAAUGCCAAGAGAAGUGGCAAUGCAGAAGUAUGUCGAUGAGUUGAAGAAGAUCGUUGAAACAAUGUCCUAUACGGAGAACGUGGCCAACUUCAUGGAGUACAGCACGGUCGACCAAGACAGCGGCGUCAACAUCAGCGACCUGGAGAUGGUAGCACCGGAAGCCAUCCAGAAGGUACGAUCCCGACCGAAUUCGCCGUUGGCAUCCCGCGACACCAGUCCAGCUCGAUCGCCAGCCUCUCUGUCACCGAUACCGACAACAGCACAAAUCACUGCCAAUGGUUAUCUACAUACCAAUGGUACCGUGGUGAAACCGGCACCGCUCACCAACGGUUACAACAGCUACCACUACCAGAACGGCGCUCAGUCCGACCUGAGCGAUGACGAGUACAUCGAUACGGUGGACGACUCCGAAACCGAAUCCGUGUUCCGGCCGAUCGAAACUGCUUCCGCGCACAUGUCCCGCAGUCGAAUGUCACAGGGCGACCGAGAUCUGUACCACAGCGCUGGUACUUCCAAUUCAAUGAACGGCGUUAAUGCGGAAGUGACCGCUCAGCUGGCGCGAGCCAUCGAACGGUUGAACGCGAGUGUACAGCAGGUAAACAAUCGGAUCUCCGUGGUAGAACAAUCCGUCGCUGGUUUGCGCAACGCUCAUCAGCAGCAGCAGAUAUCGCAACGUUUGACGGCCAAAACAUUCCCACCGUGGUGGCCAUUCGAGGACAUCUCCCCGCGGUUGCUGGCCUUUAUCAUCCUGUGGCCACUGGUCGUGAGCCGCAUGAGCUCCUGGUUGCAACGAAGGAAAUGAAGUGUGACCGGUCAGAAUGGUUCACUGAGGCUGUGUCUUGGAUAUUCACGUUGGCACAGCAUGGGACUUUAUUUUUGCACUAUAGAACGUGGUGUACAUAUUAGAGUUAUAAUUUUAAAAUGUAUUUUUAUUUCUGUGGAACAGAAUGACGACGAUUUACAUUCCAAUAGGCAGGUGUGGAACAAGUUGGAAGACAAAGGUACAGCAAAAUUAAUUACUCAAAUUUCCCGAUAGAUCGGGUGCAACUAUUGUAAAUGGGUACAAAAUAAGGCAAGGAGAGAUACAAUUCUAGUGAAAGUGACUAGCUUUUUUACCUAAGGCAAGACGAGCAAAGUGCAAUUUCUUUUUCCUAACUAUUGGUGUAUUGUUUUUAUUUUGUUAACUAUUCGAAGUAAGAGAGCUUAUGGUUAUUUUUCAGAUUCUAUUCAAACAAUCAAAUCGAAAGUAUGUCUUUUUCUCAACCGAGUUACCAGAUGAUUAUAGGCACAUAUAUGUAUUUUAUAUUAUCCUGGUGUUUUGUGCUGUAGUUGUUAUUUAUGAUUUCCAUUAAACUAAGUUUUGUACUUUUCGGGUGUAAUUGAAGUUCCGAAUUUAGCGCUAGGAAAUAUACAAAUCUACGACUACUAAACACUGCUAAUAAAUUGUUCAAAAUUGUA